AUCUAAGAAAUUUUCACUUGAAUUGAAAGUAGGUACCUACAUUUAGGAUUGAUAGUCUUCUACUUUUUAUGCUGCUAUUGUGAUGUAAAUAAAUUUAGUGUUAAUUUAAAUUUGUGAUUCUAUUAUCAAUCUAGCCCAGGAUUUGAGCUUUUGUUAUAUAUUUUUGAGAAUAAUAUAAUGAUACAUAGUUUAUUUAUAAUAAACCCUUCUGGGGAUGUAUUUCUGGAGAAACAUUGGCGGAGUGUGAUUCCAAGAUCAGUAUGUGAUUACUACUUAGAGGCACAGCGUGCCUCACCAAAUGAUGUGCCGUCUGUUUUAGCUGCACCCCACCAUUACCUCAUAUCAAUACAAAGAGGGGGUGUGGCGUUAGUAGCUGUUUGUAAGCAAGAGGUGUCACCACUCUUUGUGAUAGAGUUCUUGCAUCGAGUUGUUGAUACAUUCCAGGAUUAUUUUUCUGACUGCACUGAGACUAUUAUCAAGGAGAAUUAUGUAGUUGUGUAUGAGCUAUUAGAUGAGAUGCUAGACAAUGGAUUCCCCUUAGCAACAGAAAGUAACAUUCUAAAGGAAUUGAUUAAACCUCCUAACAUUCUUCGAACUAUUGCCAAUACUGUAACUGGGAAAUCUAAUGUAUCAUCUAUAUUGCCUUCUGGCCAGUUAUCGAAUGUUCCUUGGCGGCGCUCAGGAGUUAAAUAUGCUAACAAUGAAGCAUACUUUGAUGUGGUGGAGGAAGUGGAUGCAAUCAUAGACAAAAGUGGCGCCACCGUCUCUGCUGAAAUACAGGGAUAUAUUGACUGCUGUAUAAAAUUAAGUGGAAUGCCUGAUCUGACUCUCACCUUUGUGAAUCCAAGAUUAUUUGAUGAUGUGUCUUUUCAUCCUUGUGUUAGAUUUAAAAGAUGGGAGUCUGAGAGAAUUCUCUCAUUCAUCCCUCCCGACGGUAACUUCCGACUAAUGUCGUACCACAUUGGCUCGCAGAGCGUGGUCGCGAUACCUAUUUACGUACGACACAACCUGUCGCUGCGGUCCAAUGGCGACCAGGGACGAUUGGACCUCACUGUCGGGCCUAAACAGACUAUGGGACGAACUUUGGAAAAUGUUGCAUUAGAAAUCUGCAUGCCUAAAUGCGUUUUGAACUGUUCCCUCACUGCAAAUCAAGGCAAAUAUUCGUAUGACCCUGUCAGCAAGGUUUUGCUGUGGGACGUUGGCCGCAUUGAACUGCCUAAGUUGCCGAACAUUCGAGGAACGAUCUCAGUGGCAUCCGGCGCUGACACGUCAGGUGCCAACCCCAGCAUCAACGUUCACUUCACGAUCCCCCAGUUGGCUGUGAGCGGGCUACGGGUCAGUCGUUUAGACAUGUACGGUGCUAAAUACAAACCUUUCAAAGGAGUCAAGUAUGUCACUAAAGCCGGCAAGUUCCACGUGCGGAUGUGAUGGGAGGAAGGGGAAAGCCCCUGGAUUUACACAAGCCUUUCUGAUUGAAGUGAUGGCUCUUUUUAACGUCUUUACGUAUAUUAUAUUAAAUCUAAACUCGGCAUGAAGUUCAGUGCUGAUUAUGUUAAUAAACCAUAAUGCCCAAUUUGCGUAAAGAGUAACUAAUUCAUUUCCCUUCCGUAACCGAAGGCGCUUUGUACAGGAAUUUGAAGGCUCUCAAUAAAAUUUACAGUGUUCUUGUGCAAUGUGUAUAUAUGAAAAGUGUAUAUUUACUAUGUAAUCGUUGAAUGAAAAGAAUUAACUGUCAUUUUUUAAGAAAUAAAAGUUCUUAUGUAUGUUCAAGUAAAUAUUUUAUUAGAACUAUGUUUCCCUUAAUAUUAUUUGUUUUACCGGGCAAUGACCAAAAACUUUGAUAAAAGUUAAAGAAACAAGGUAAC
Amyelois transitella is the source of this 1865-nucleotide messenger RNA. RefSeq names its product AP-3 complex subunit mu-1 (gene carmine). Gene Ontology annotation, biological process: intracellular protein transport; endocytosis. Gene Ontology annotation, cellular component: clathrin adaptor complex; cytoplasmic vesicle. The transcript is spliced from 10 exons. The coding region runs from base 178 to 1428 and encodes 416 amino acids. NCBI's taxonomy places the organism in Eukaryota, Metazoa, Arthropoda, Insecta, Lepidoptera, Pyralidae. The record is from RefSeq and is a predicted model, not a curated record.